AUGUCUACAACUGUAGUUUACCCUGAUAUCACCUUGAAAACUCUGAGGAGCGAGCUGAGUGUUCUCCUUGGCAAGGAGAGGAGCAUCAACAAGUACUCCUUCCUGAAAUGUGUGGGCCAGAGCCUGGCACUGGUGAAAGGUAAACAGGAAGGAGAUCUGAAAGUGAAAUUAUUCGCUCCACCCUAUGCUGCACAGCCAGAACUUUACCUGCUGCCCACCGUGGAGACAGAGAGCAGUUUCUUCUCCCAGUCCUUCACCCUGGACACCAGCAGCAGCUCCGCAGAUGAGCAGACGUACUGUCCAUCUCCCAGGAUGUUCAGCUUGCCAAUGAGGACAAAGGGAGCUGUUAAAUUCCCCCACAUCCCCCAGUGUUCCCAGCAGCCACCUCCCACUUCUGGGCUGGAGGAGGAGGAGGAGGAUGACGAGGACGAGGACGAAGAGGAGGAUGAAGACAACCAGAGCUGCAGCUCCUCAGAAAAUGAAGAGGAAUCUCUGUGCUCCACCAGGAGAGCAGAGCAGCAGAGUUGCCCAGGGAAACCUCAGACUCAGACGACACUGCAGCUCGUUUCACUGAAAAAAGCUUUAGGAAGAUGUGAAGCUGAGUCCGUUCAGGGGAAACGGGUACCAAAUGGAAAGGAAACAUGCAAAAAGAAGAAACCAUGCCAAAGUGACAGAAACUCAGGAGCUCCCCAGUCUCAUGAGGACAAGGAUUCAGGCUUCUCACUCUCAGAUGGGGUUGGAAAAUCCAAAGGAGAGACACUAAUCGAGGAAAUCAAGUUGAUGAAGGAGGAGAGGAAGCAACUAGAGUGGACAAGACAAGAGCUGCUGAGAAAGGGCAAAGACCUGUUGGCUCAGAGCAAACAUCGCAGGAACUUAGCGCGUGACCGCUGGAAAAAGAAAUACUUUGAAGCCAAGAAGGCCACAGCACCAUUGGAAGAAAAUCUGAGGGAUUUAAGACAAGAACUGGAGAUAUAUUACAACAAACUCCUGUACCAGCUCCAGGCCAGAGACUACAGAGGAAAACAAGGACGACCAGGACCGUCUUCAUUAAAGAAUGAGGUCAUCAUUCAGAUCAUGAAGGAGAUCUAUGAGACUGACGACCUAAAGCGGAAGGUAGAAGAUGCCAAGAUGAAACUUCUAACAGAGAUGAAGUUGAGGAAGCAGGCAGCUACAGAGCUAAGAGCACUGAGGGCUGAGCUGGCCCAGAGGAAAAGUCAAUCAUCUCAUCCCUCACUGAUGCAAAACACCGUUCAGAACAGAGCACCACUUCAAAGCAGCUGCAUCUAAAAUGUGACUAAGGCUGCUCAUCUGGUCUUGAAAAAUGGAUCGAAAUGCCAAAAUGUCUACAA
This is a messenger RNA of Cololabis saira (Pacific saury), 1349 nucleotides long. Its product is annotated as spermatogenesis-associated protein 1-like. The record is from RefSeq and is a predicted model, not a curated record. The coding region runs from base 1 to 1287 and encodes 428 amino acids. Lineage: Eukaryota; Metazoa; Chordata; Actinopteri; Beloniformes; Belonidae. The transcript has 10 exons.